This is a messenger RNA of Colletotrichum truncatum, 1833 nucleotides long. Its product is annotated as high affinity methionine permease. NCBI's taxonomy places the organism in Eukaryota, Fungi, Ascomycota, Sordariomycetes, Glomerellales, Glomerellaceae. Gene Ontology annotation, molecular function: L-amino acid transmembrane transporter activity. Gene Ontology annotation, cellular component: membrane. Gene Ontology annotation, biological process: amino acid transmembrane transport. The record is from RefSeq and is a predicted model, not a curated record.
AUGGUAUUUGCAAAGCUUUUCGGCGGCGGCGGGAAGUCCGAGCCAGAGUAUCGGGUUGAUGCCGAGGCCAGCGACUCUGAGCCUUCCAUCAUUCACGAUGGCGAUCUCGCAUAUACCCGACAGAAAGGUGGAAAUGGUUCCAAGCCAUCGUACCAGGAGGCUGUCGGUGCGCCUGUCGAGUCAAAAUCGCCUUUGGGUUACCAUGUCGGCUGGGCAGCGGUUAUCUUCUUGAACAUUAACAUGAUGAUUGGAACCGGUGUUUUCUCAACUCCUGCUAGUAUCCUUAACCGAACCGGUUCCAUUGGCCUAUCUUUACUGUACUGGGUCAUUGGUUUUCUCAUGGCUGCCUCUGGAUUCAGCGUCUAUCUUGAGUUGGCUAGUUAUUUCCCCAACCGGAGUGGUUCCGAAGUUGUCUACCUUGAACAACAAUACCCUCGGCCCAAACACUUUUUCCCAGUCGCCUUUGCAGUUCAAUCCGUCAUUUUGUCAUUCAGCAGCAGUAAUGCUGUCGGUAAGUCUUUAGAACCCAAAAGAGGUGAUAACUCAACCACUUACACCUUACCAGUUCUCUCAAGAUAUCUGUGGAGAAUUGCCGAUGUCAAGCCUACCGAAUGGCAGAUGCGAGGUGUUGCCAUCGCAGCUUACACCCUUGCCGUCAUUUGCGUUCUUGCGCACAACAGAUACUCUCUGUGGCUUGUGAAUAUCAUUGGUGUCCUCAAGAUUCUCACACUGCUAUUCAUCAGCAUAGCAGGUCUCGUCGUCCUCGGAGGAAAUGUCAAGCACAUCCCCGACCCGAAGGCCAACUUUCAAAAUGCGUUCGAAGGCACCACCAAUAACGGAAAUGAUCUUUCCAGUGCUCUAGUCAGCAUCAUUUUCUCUUACGCAGGCUACUACAACGCAUUCAACAUGACCAACGAAAUCAAGAACCCAAUCCCCACUCUCAAGAAGAACGGCAUUAUUUCUCUCGGAACCGUUGCCAUUCUCUACAUGCUCUGCAACAUUGCCUACUUCGCCACGGUGCCCAAGGCCGAGUUCAAGGGAGCCAGCGAGAUUGCGGCGUCUGUCUUCUUCUCCAAGCUUUUCCGUGACAGCAAGGCUGCUGCCAAUGUGCUGAAUUUCCUGGUACUAUUGAGUGCUUUCGGUAACUUGUUGGCUGUGCUCAUCGGUUCCUCACGCAUGAUUCGUGAGAUUGGACGCCAGGGUGUUCUGCCAUUCACCGAGUUCUGGGUCUCCACCAAGCCCUUUGGAACACCUCUCGGUCCUUACCUUCUGAAGUGGGGAAUGACUUUUAUCAUGAUUGUCGCGCCUCCUGCUGGUGAUGCAUUCUCUUUUGUCGUCGACCUCCAAACCUACCCAAGCGCAAUGUUCAACUUUGCAAUGACAUAUGGUGUCUUCAUUCUCAGGCGGCGUCGCAGACGUUCCGGAAUUGGCCGUUCUGACUUCCGCGCAUGGGACUUUGUCGUAGUUUUCUUCCUCGCCAUUCAAGUGUUUGUUCUGGCGAUGCCUUGGUGGCCCCCGAAGGGAGGCCCGUACGCCGGAAGUGUCAGCUUCUGGUACGCCACCUAUUGCGUGGUCGGUAUUGGAAUCAUGAUCGUUUGUGGUCUCUACUACGUUUUCUGGAUGUACCUCCUUCCCAAGUGGAUGAAAUAUGAGAUCCGCACUGAGAUAGUAGAGGUUGAUAAUGAUGGAGCCAACACGCAUCGCCUGGUCAAGGUUCCUAAGGCUGAAGUGGAACAAUGGGACGCCGAGCAUGACGAGGCCGGUAACUUGCGUCGGAGAAACGUAACCACUGUCGAGAUCGAAUCCAGUGGUUCCAACGAGAAAGCCGUUUGA